Messenger RNA from Tachysurus fulvidraco (yellow catfish), 1801 nucleotides. RefSeq lists its product as uncharacterized. The coding region runs from base 91 to 1086 and encodes 331 amino acids. The record is from RefSeq and is a predicted model, not a curated record. Gene Ontology annotation, biological process: cellular response to lipopolysaccharide; T cell costimulation; negative regulation of T cell proliferation. Gene Ontology annotation, cellular component: external side of plasma membrane. Lineage: Eukaryota; Metazoa; Chordata; Actinopteri; Siluriformes; Bagridae. The transcript is spliced from 7 exons.
CAACGAUUGUUGUCGGUUCCUGAAAACCAAAGUCUAUAAAACAGAGACACUCAGGCAGUGUGUAAGAUUGUGUGUGCAGAAGAAUCAGUAAUGAUGAAAUAUUUAUAUCUUUUCUCUGUUGUGUCUUAUGUCGCUGCAGGCUGUAAUCUUUCUAGUGCUAAAAAAGAGCCAGUAGAAAUCACAAGACACAGAGGUGGGUCAGUUCUGUUACCCUGCUCCUGCUCUGACCUGCACACCAAACCUCAGAUAUUCACCUGGAUGACCUACAGAACAGGAAGUCUGACUGACAUGUUAAAUGAUGAGCACUACCGUGGCAGACUUCAGCUGUUUAAUAACACUUCUCCUGGUAAUCUGUCUCUGCUCAUAUCUGACCUGAGAGAUGAGGAUGCAGUAGACUACAGGUGCAGCACUGAGAAGGAAUACAGAGACUUCAGGAUUUAUGUUAAAGGCUGUGAUCUCUCUAAUAAAACUAAACAUCAAUACAUUGGACUCCCUGGUGGUUCAGUUCUGUUACCCUGCUCCUGCUCUGACCUGCACACCAAACCUCACACAUUCACCUGGAUGUCCUACAGAACAGGAGGUCUGAAGGACAUGUUAAAUGAUGAACACUACCGUGGCAGACUUCAGCUGUUUAAUAACACUUCUCCUGGUAAUCUGUCACUGCUCAUAUCUGACCUGAGAGAAGAGGAUGAUGUAGACUACAGGUGCAAAACUGAGAAGAGACACAAAGACAUGCGUAUUAAUGUUAAAGGAAGAAGUGACAGAGGACCUCCAACAGAACAGCCUCAGAUCACAACAACACUGGAACAAGACAAACAACCACCACACAGCAGCCUCCCUCUGGUUUUCGGAAUUGUGGCUGCUUUUCUGUUGGUGAUAGUUGGUGUAAUGGCAUUUAUUUGUUGGAGACGCAAAGGACGAAGAUGUGGAAAGAACGGAAUAACUGAAGGAUGUCCAAAGCAGAAGGAUCAGACUGUGCCUGAUGUUACUUACUCUACUGUAAGCCACAUUCACACAGCCGGAGCAGCUCGGGUCCAGAUCAAUGUGGGAGAGAAAACUGAAUACGCCAGCAUUGUAACAAAUUAAUCUGUAAUAAAUAUAUAAUAUAAUGCUGAAAUCAUACAGUAGAUUAAAUACAUACGAUGGUAAGCACUGGAUUCACAAUAUCCAUCCAUCCAUCCAUCCAUUUUCUACCGCUUAUCCGGGGCCGGGACGGGGGGCAGCAGUCAUCUUGGUUUAUUUCCUGUGAUUAUUUUAUAACUAUAAAUAGCAGAUUGUAAACAUGUGGAUAAUCUUACAAAUGAUGAUUUUAGUGUUUGAGUUAUUUUAUAUCUUUUGUGUAACAAUCUGCAAAAAAAAAAAAAAGUUUGUAACUCUGUUUUGUGUAAGACAUGGUGUCCUCUUCCAUAAAAACUAGAAAUUAUAGGGGUCUGUGACUUACUUGGUCUUUGUUUGUGUCUGUGUGAACGUGUAUAUUUCUGUGCAUGUGUGUGUAGAUACAUGCAUAAAUAUGUCUGUGUGUAUAAGGUACUACUAGGACAAUUCCCUUUAAGACCACUAGAGGGGGUGCUGGCAGGUUGAUUGUUACUCCUUGUUGAAGCGUCAUGUGAUCAUGUAAUGUGUUAUGUUACCUGAUCUUAAUUUUUCCUAAUGUGUUGCCUUAUUUAUGACCUCGUAUAAAGUCGUGUUUGCCAUUGUUUUCAUUGUCUUUGUUUUCAGUCCUGUUUCUAAGUAUUUGUGUAUUGUUUUGUUUAUGUUGUCAUUUUAUAGCUAAAUAAAACAAGAAAGGUUUUUAAUCCUG